Menidia menidia (Atlantic silverside) is the source of this 4239-nucleotide messenger RNA. NCBI's taxonomy places the organism in Eukaryota, Metazoa, Chordata, Actinopteri, Atheriniformes, Atherinopsidae. The record is from the annotation of a GenBank genome assembly.
AUGGAGGAUAUCAGAUACAGAGGGAAAAAAAGAGAGGGAAGACACAUAAAUACAUGGGAUCCAUUCCAACUGAACCCCAUCGGAGCAGAAAAGGAGAAGAAGCAACAUUGCUUUAUUCUGGCCCAGUACCUGGUGGCUGUCAUUGUGGGGAUAGCGGUUCUGACCAGCGCUGUCAUUGCUAAGGGCAGUCUCUUGGUUCUGUCAACAUUGUCCAGUCCAAGUUCCAUGCGCAGCCCAAAGGAAAAGCAGUUUUAUAUGUUGAUGCUGGUCUUCUGUCUGGUCUGUCCGAACUUCCUGGUGUUCAUAAAAUCCCUGUGGCGGUGUACCUUCAAGAGCUUUAUAAAGCCCAACAUGAAGACCAUGUCAUUCGUUUGUUUGAUUGAAUGUUUGGUGUCUCUUGGUACUUCAGUUCUGGUGCUCAUCGUUAUGCCUCAGUUUGACGUACUGACCAAUCUCUUCAUCAGUGGAGGAGUCUGUAUUGUCUCUGCAAUAUUGCAGAUUGUGUAUAGACUUCAAAGAGAAACCUGGAGAAUUGUGUUCCCCAUCUGCUCCCUUAUUCUCACGGUUGCAGGUUACUGCCUCCUGGGACUUGACUACUAUGUCCGUGUGUCAUCAUAUGUUGAUCGACAAAGCGCCGAUUGCUUUUUCUACGUUGGCGUUGGAAUUUUCUGUUCAAUCCUUAUCUCCCUCUGCUGGUGGGAAAAUCCUCUGCAGGCUACAAACCGCAUGCAGAGUACACUGACAGAACUGGAUGGAUUCAGGGAUUUCGUCUUUGUCAUCAGCAGCAUUCUGAGGAUUUUAGUAAUAGGGGCGGUAUACCUGAUCUACUAUGCACUCAUGGAGAAGUCCAUUGUCUGGACCGACUUCAACCUGCAGAAAGAUGAAUGGGAACUCCUCCAAACAGGACUGGUGCUCUUUUUCUUGCAGGCCUUCUGCUCUGCAGCCUGCCACUGGUUUGGCGUUGUGGCCUGCAAAAUCCAUGCUGUCAGAAUGAGUUUUGCCCUGCCGCUAUGUUGCACUGGACCUACAGUACUGCUGUUGGGACUAGUUCUGUUCAUUGCUCAGGCACAAGCACUGGAUGGUGCACAGCAUGGGUCCAUAACUGCAUUUUGUGAAAGUCUGAUCUUCCUGAGUAACAAGAACACAACCCCUGUGGCCUUACUUGAGGUUACCAAGAGCAUCUGCCGAACUUCACUGAACAGCUACUACUUGCAAUGGCCUUUUCUGAUGCUGGCUCUGGAGGGACUGUGCAUGUGGUCAGGCUUCGUCACAUGUACUUACUAUGUGUGGAAGCUUAAGGUCCAACGUAUCGAGAGGACCUCUCAGCUCUUUGUUCGUAGGCUCUAUGAAUCUGCUUUCAUCGACCUGUCCCUUCUACUCAACACCAAAAUGAAGCUCCCAAAAGCCCAAAAUCAAGAGAGCCAAGAUGAACUGCAGAACUGUGUGAUUUAUCUUUGUGCCACCAUGUGGCAUGAGACUUAUGAUGAAAUGCUGAAGAUUCUCACCUCCAUGUUCAGGUUGGACCGCUAUCGAGGUGACCCAAAGGAGGAACAUAAGGACUGUUUUGAUUUUGAGUGUCACAUUUAUGUGGAUGAUGCUUUCAUGACUGAAAAGGAAACAGGAAAGAGGCUUGUUAAUUCCUAUGUCAAUGACUUGAUUAGAGUUGUGAUAGAGGUUUAUAGGGUGUUUACCAACAAAGAGCCAGAUGACGUGUCUAUUAUUGAGGCUCCUUAUGGUGGGAGGCUGAUGUUUGUCCUGCCAGAAGGCAACAUGCUCUAUGUCCACCUAAAAGACAAAAGUCUCAUCAGGAACAAGAAAAGAUGGUCCCAGAUAAUGUACCUGUAUUAUCUGCUUGGCUGGAAGGGUUAUAUUGUGAAGAAUCCCCAAAAGAUUCCACGCCAAAACAAUACCAGAGAAAGUUUGAUCUCUAUGGACGGUGAGAUUUUCCUAAUGCCUCAAUAUGACAAUGACAACAAGAGAAAAUUCAUCUCAGAUGACAACACAUACAUACUGGCUUUGGACGGAGACACCGACUUCCAACCAAAGGCAGUGAUUCUGCUUGUAGACAGGCUGAGGAUGUAUGAGAAUGUAGGUGCAGCAUGUGGUAGGAUCCACCCUACUGGUAUGGGUCCUAUGGUUUGGUACCAGAAAUUUGAAUAUGCUGUAGGCCACUGGCUACAGAAGACAGCAGAACAUGUGUUUGGCUCCGUGUUGUGCAGUCCAGGAUGUUUCAGCCUGUUUCGAGGGUCAGCCUUGAUGGAUGACAAUGUCUUAAAGAGGUACACAACAACUGCAACAAGAGCUUCAGAAUAUGUGCAAUAUGACCAAGGGGAGGAUCGUUGGCUAUGCACUUUGCUGCUGCAACAGGGCUGGCGUGUGGAAUACAAUGCUGCAUCAGAUGCAUACACCAACUCACCACAGGAAUUCAAAGAGUUCUAUAACCAGAGGAGGCGAUGGGGACCUUCUACAUUGGCUAACACACUGGACGUUUUGCACAGUUCCGCAGAGACUGUGAAAAGAAACUCAUCCAUCUCCAGGCUUUAUAUCCUCUAUCAGAUGUUCACUGUUGGAUCUUCUAUCCUUGGCCCAGCCUCUGUCACUCUAAUGAUAGCAGGAGCUUUUCAGUUUAUCUUCAAAAUGGCUGGAACUACUUCCAUAAUCAUCGCAAGCGUUCCCCCUGUGUUCUACAUCAUCAUCUGCUUUACGACCAAGGCUAACACUCAGAUAACAAUUGCUGGCAUCAUGAGUGUUCUUUAUGCAUUUCUCAUGACCGCAUCCUUCUUUUCCAUCAUUGGUGACAUGGUGAUGCAGGGCACCUUCCUGACCCCUACAGGAUUGUUUUUGGUUUCAAUGGCAAUCAUGUACUUGGUGACAGCCAUACUACAUCCAGAGGAAUUUGGGAUGAUUAUCUAUGGUCUGAUGUAUUUCAUCUGUAUCCCCAGUGGAUACCUCCUACUGACCAUCUACUCACUGGUUAACAUGCACAUUGUGUCUUGGGGCACAAGAGAAUCCAACAAGGGAGAGGGAGAAGUAAAGAAAAACCGAAACCUUCUGUGUGAUAGAAACUGUACCCUCUGCUGCUGGGACAUGAAGCUCCAGAUCACCCAAGAAACGGAGAAUAUGAUGCUUCAACAGAUCACAGCGCAGACUGCACAGAAAGUCCAUGCACUUACAGCCCCCAACCAUCAACAGCCUCAACAGGCACCCUCAACAAUGGAACUUCAAAGCAAGCAUGCUGCCGACACUGAAGAUGACACAGAAGUGAAACACCUUCUCUCUGAUGAAUACAAUCACAGAAGCAGUGACCUCGGUACCAGUCGCAGUGAUGACAGUGCUGAGAGAAUCAGCUCAAACAUGAGUUCAUCUGAUGAAGAUGAUGACGAUGACAACUUUGCGACAGCUGAUUUAGAGGAAACAAAUGAGAUUGCUUUUAGCGACUGGGUGAUGCCUGUAAAAGAAGAGUUUUUGAAGAAGCUGACUUUUGCCAACAUGAAGGGAAAUCUAGAAGAACAAAUAAGAUACACACUCCGCAACAAAAACCAGGAUGACGUGUGUGAUGAGCUAGUUCUAAUGUUAACAGACACGCUUAAUAUUGAGCUCAGCUCAGUGGGGCCUGAGGAUAUUUUGCCACAGAUUAAGCUUGAGGAGCUGCAAUAUGCCCUGACAAAGCAGGCUCGCCAAAUCCUGAAAAGCAGUCGGAUGAUGAAAUUAGAAAGAAGGGUGAAAAGAGCCAUUGAAAAAACUCUCACUGCCCCAAGAGUGCAAAAACUAGACGAGGGUGAGAAUGACUUCUGGAUCAAGCUACUUGAACGCUACUUGGGACCGAUAGUGGAAUCACCAGCACACAAAGAGGAAGUCACCAGGGAACUGAAAUCACUGCGCAACAAGGCGGUAUUCCUUUAUUUCAUCAUCAAUGUGCUCUGGGUAGUGGCUACCUUCUUCCUGCAGGCCAUUGGGAAUGAUAUCAUCAGCAUCAAGAUUCCCAAAUAUACCAUAGGUUCAAAUAGCACUGACGAAUACCUUAAGGUGGAGCCCCUCAGUUUGAUGUUCUUACUGUCCUUUGCUGUUCUAUUGCUUGUCCAGUUUCUUGCGAUGCUGUAUCACAGGGUCUACACCUUGAUCCACGUCGUGUCUUAUCGCAGCACAGAGAAAGACUACAAAGUGAAAGACGAUGAGGAUGAAGAGGAACUCACCGUGGAGAACCAGUAUGCCAUCUCCAUUAGCAGUGAGGACUUGUAA